AUGGCCGGAAGUCCCGAGAAGGACACUAAGAAAGUGGACGUAUCCGUUCAGCACGAAUGCCCGCUGAAUCUCCUUCCUCGCGAAAUUUGGUCGAUUAUUGCCACCAAGGUUGCAUCGAGUUCGAUUGAGGAUCUGUUUAACAUGCAGGCGACGUGUAAGGUUUUCCUCGGUGCGGCGAGAUCAGACGCUGUAUACAAGCAUGCGACGCGGUUUUUAGGUAACCACGACGGCCCUGAAAGGAGAUUCCUUGAUCGGUGCCUGGAAGUGGGAAAUGUGGAUGCUAUAGUCCGACAUGGGUUCGUGGAAUAUCUACGGUUUGGUCGCCGUGACAAAGGCAUGGAACUGCUUGCUAGGGCCUCAACGGAGGGCAGCGUCGAAGCAGGUUACCUGUCUUCCAUGUAG
Molecule: messenger RNA, 402 nt
Organism: Arachis duranensis
Lineage: Eukaryota; Viridiplantae; Streptophyta; Magnoliopsida; Fabales; Fabaceae
Product: putative F-box protein At1g67623
Exons: 1
Coding region: 1-402 (133 amino acids)
Molecular function (GO): protein binding
Source: RefSeq, a predicted model, not a curated record